This is a messenger RNA of Akanthomyces muscarius, 213 nucleotides long. RefSeq lists its product as uncharacterized. Lineage: Eukaryota; Fungi; Ascomycota; Sordariomycetes; Hypocreales; Cordycipitaceae. The record is from RefSeq and is a predicted model, not a curated record. The transcript is spliced from 2 exons. Bases 1 to 213 code for a protein of 70 amino acids.
AUGCGCGGAAUUGCAUGCGUGUCAUUGUAUGCGUGGAAUAUUAAGCCAGGUUGUAUAUAUACCACAGACUGCACGAGGGUCAAGCUGAUUUUCACCCACCUGUUUCUUGUAGCGGUCAACGGUUUCCCAUCGAUAUUGCCACGGGUCCCGUAUAACCCAAUACCGAAAUGGGGGGUCAAAUUCGACCCUGGAGCCAAUCCCGAGGUGGUGUAG